Molecule: messenger RNA, 1656 nt
Organism: Nicrophorus vespilloides
Lineage: Eukaryota; Metazoa; Arthropoda; Insecta; Coleoptera; Silphidae
Product: facilitated trehalose transporter Tret1-like
Exons: 2
Coding region: 225-1583 (452 amino acids)
Biological process (GO): transmembrane transport
Cellular component (GO): membrane
Molecular function (GO): transmembrane transporter activity
Source: RefSeq, a predicted model, not a curated record
UAUAUAUAUAGAUGGGAUCACCUGCAUUAUUUAUGAUAUCAACUAAUUGUUUGAAAGCAGCAGCCAAAUAUUUGAUCUUAGAUAAAACUGUUCUCGUUCUAUUUUCCGCUCUAUUUGCUUAAUUCCGAUUCUUUCUGUCUGUCUGUCUAUUUAUUUUUGUUUUCGGGCGAGUUAAGUUAUUAAACCUGUAUGCAAUUGGAAAUGUCGCCCAUUCCAAAAACGAAAUGCAUCCAGAACGGAAAGAGGACGAGAACACACCGCGUUUCCUCUACUUCUGCGUGGCGACCAUAAACCUGGCGUCGUUCACCUGCGGAACGGCGUUCGCUUGGUCCUCGCCAUCGAUCCCCCGUCUUCACGAGGAGCUGCUGCAUCCUCCGGACACGACAGAGGAAUCGCUGAUCGCCUCUCUACUCGCCGUCGGCUCGAUUUUCAGCCCGUUCCUUGCCUUCAUCUCCGACGUGAUAGGAAGAAAGAAAGCGGUCAUCCUCGCAACAGUUCCCAUCUACUCGAGCUUCCUGCUGAUCGCGUUCGGGACGCAACUGUGGUGUUUCUUUCUUGCGCGAUUCCUAUCCGGCUUCUCGAUCGGCUGGUACUUCGUGAUCAUCCCCAAUUACGUGGCCGAGAUCUCCGAGAAGCACAACCGCGGACGGAUGAGCUGCUUCCUGGUGCUGAACAUCACCUUGGGCAACUUGCUGAUCUACUGCAUGGGACCGUACCUGUCCUUGCUCGUAUCCAGCUUCAUCUGCCUCAUAGCCCCAACCCUGCUGAUCUGCUUGAUGCUCAAAUACGUCCCGGAGAGUCCCUACUAUCUGAUGACGGUGGAUCGAAAACUGGAAGCGGAAGAGUCGUUGCGGAAGCUGCGCGGCCUCAGCGACGUGCUGCAGGAAUCCGAAGACAUCCAGAGGGGAAUCAAGGCGACGUCGCAAUCCCGAAUGACCGAUCUCUUCCACAAACGGAGUUUAAUCAAGUGCUUGUUAAUAACCAUCGGUUUGGUGACUUUCCAGCAGUUCUCCGGCGUCAACGCCAUCCUCUUCUACCUGCAAACUGUAUUCCUCGAGACCGGAAGCGAACUUGAACCGGAAAUAUCUUCCAUCGUCGUCGCCGUCGUGCAAUUCACCAGUUCCACCAUAACGCCGUUCCUCGUCGAUCGUCUCGGUAGGAAAUUCCUGCUCUACGUCUCCGGCAUCGGAACGCUCAUAUCUCUGAUAACGCUCGGCCUAUUCUUCUACCUGAAAUCCAACAAUUAUUCAGUGGAAUCGCUCAGUCUGAUGCCCAUCCUCUCGCUGAUGUUCUUCAUAUUCUCUUACACUGUCGGUUUCGGUCCGAUGCCGUUCACCAUCCUCGGAGAAAUCUUCCCGCAAAACGUUAAAUCCGCCGCGUCCACUUUAACCGUCAGCAUCUCUUCGUGCUUCACCUUCAUCACGACCCUCUUCUUUCCCUAUCUCCUGCAGCUCGUCGGUUUCGGCAUCUCCAUGUGGCUCUUCGCCGCAUUCUGCCUCGUCAGUUUAUUCUUCACGUACUUUUUCGUGCCUGAAACGAAAGGCAAGAGUUUACAAGAAAUCCAGAAAAUGCUCAACCUGUGAACCUAUUUAUAUAAUACAAUCUUUCGCAACAAUCCCACUUACUGUUAGUUAGAUUAAAUUUUUUUGUUGCAUC